AUGGUGCUGCGUGUUCAGGAGCAUAAUUUGAAUGCUAAGCUUCCAGAUUCCCAAUCUCGUGCUGCUGCAGCAGAAUAUCACCGGAUCUGGGCGAAGGCUUCCGACACGGACGGGGGAGGCACGAGUGGCGGAAUCGAAAUUCCGGCUCCAAAGCGCAUUCAGGCCAUUUUUAUUUCGUUGAGUACGUGCGGUAACAACCCACGUGCACGUGCGGUAGCAGCGCACGAGCACUUUGCGAUGAAGGGCGGGAUCAUUGUUGUCAGUGGAUACCUGCAUUGGACAUCCCCCGUGUGCUCGAGCUGGUGA
Molecule: messenger RNA, 306 nt
Organism: Prorocentrum cordatum
Lineage: Eukaryota; Dinophyceae; Prorocentrales; Prorocentraceae
Source: the annotation of a GenBank genome assembly